CAGAUAGAUAGAUAGAUAGAUCUCCCGAAAUUACUAGAUAACAAUACAAAAUCUCAUGACACCCGAAUGACACCCGUUGUCACCGCGCCAUUUGCUUCCCCUUGCUUACUGCCCUUUGAUUAAUUCCAUGAAUAUGCGAACUCUGCGGUGAUGGUCGGCUAAGCAAACGCUCUUGGGGGAUGGCACAGAUGGAAAAUGAUUGACAAUUUCAACUCCGACUCCUAUUCGUAGGCGAGCCUAAAGUUGAUACAGAUUAAUAUGAGGAUGGAUGCGCUGCUAAACCUGAGCUGAAUGAACGAGUAUUUGGAAAAGACAGCACAUCCAUGCCAGUAGGAGACCAAGUAAAGCGUAUUGAGCGAACUACCAAGUUUGUGGCUAUCAGCGGAGUUUCAAUAUUGUUGAGCGCGACCAGACUACUGAGUGUGGAACGCGGUGUUCACGGAUUGAAACAUUCGCCGACAGUCUCGACAUCGUGAAGUUUCUCCCGUUCUCCCUAUAAGAAGGGUCCCAAAUCACGAUGGCUCCUCAGACUGAGUCUCACUCCCAUUUUCGCUCUUCUUCUACUUCUUCGUUCGUCCAGGCUCUCUGUUCUGAGAACAGGUUCCUUUUUCAUCAUGCACCACUCCCGUUACUUCCGCUUCUUUGCUCUGUUGCUAUUGGUCCUCUGCCUGGCUGAAACAACAUUCUCUGCCCCGACGGGGAAGGUGAUUAUCUUUACAGAAUCAACCUGUUCGUAUUCAUCGAUAAAAUUUCGAUGCAGAAAACCACUGCCGUGAAGAAGAAGCCGGCGAACAAGGCACCUGCAGAGGCAAAACAGUCAUCCGCACCUACGACACCUCCGGGUAGCAAACCAGUAAACCCACCCCCGGGUAGCAGACCAGGCAGCCCAGCUCCGAGUGGCAGACCAGCAAGCCCAGUUGCUGAUGAGGGUGGUUGUGAAAAAAAGACCACGUGCGACACUUGCAUCGCUGUCCAAGGUGGUGAUGAAAAACCGGUGUGUGUCUUCACGGAAGCUAGCAAGUGUGUUGGUUUGUCCACUACCCCAGAUGGCAAAUUGUUCCGGACAACUGCUGACUGCAGGAGUUUGAAGGCUCAGACUAUUGCUGCUGCCGCUGCGGAGGCAGAUCUUGUCAAGGCCGCCAAAAGCGAGUUUGCAAAAAUGAAACCCCACGUCUUCGGAACGGAGAAGGAUUUGAAGAAUACCUCCGGAAGACAUCUGGCCUCUGCAUUGCUCAGCAUUCCGGUAAACAAGAACUUGAAGAGAGCUGAAAAUGCUGCAACCGGUCUCUCGAAGUUUACCAACCCUCCGCGAAGAAAGAUCAAGACAACCUGGGAUGAUGAUAAAGGAAAGUUCACUCAAGCUCAAGUACAAGCAAUGUGCGAGGACGCUAUCAAAUCGGUGUUGAAGCUGAAGAACGCGAAGAAAUUGCCCAAAGGAACGGCGAUCACCUCGGUGUCGGUCAAGUCUCCCCUUGGUGGCAACUUGUGUAUUAGUGUGCAGGGUAACAUAAGUGUUUUUCCUGGAUCUACGAGUGCCACCACCAUUGCUCCGGGUGACACUUGUACACCAGAUGCUGGGGUUUCAGACAAUUGACCAAAUAGGGUAGAGAUUCGAGUAGCGUACUAUCGAAUACUUGAUGAGCUUUCAUUUUUUGAAUUCAUUACGACAUCGCUCACGUACACCUUGAAAUGUUUGUAGCGACGUACAUAAUGUACUACCUAUUUUUGCUAUUGCCAGACCAUUGCCACCUACUACUAUUCUGGGUAGGGAUAUGCAACAUGUCUGAGAUCCAUUUACACACACCACAUACCGUCUUAAAAAUUUGACCAGAACAGUUUAUUAGUGCUCAAAUUGUUAACCUGAAUUUAGCUGAAUUUUAGGAGACUUGUACGAAGUCUCGGAGAGUGUCCGAGGGUGGAACGAGAAGUGCAAAACUUUUUGUCACGUAUCGUCACGUCCGGCAAGACAUCGGCAAGACAUUCUGCACAGCCAAGCCUCGCCGUCGCCUACCG
Marasmius oreades (fairy-ring Marasmius) is the source of this 2013-nucleotide messenger RNA. RefSeq lists its product as uncharacterized. The record is from RefSeq and is a predicted model, not a curated record. Lineage: Eukaryota; Fungi; Basidiomycota; Agaricomycetes; Agaricales; Marasmiaceae. The transcript is spliced from 4 exons. Bases 755 to 1594 code for a protein of 279 amino acids.